Molecule: messenger RNA, 3732 nt
Organism: Paracoccidioides lutzii Pb01
Product: acetyl-/propionyl-coenzyme A carboxylase alpha chain
Exons: 9
Coding region: 1-3732 (1243 amino acids)
Molecular function (GO): ATP binding; metal ion binding
Source: RefSeq, a predicted model, not a curated record
AUGGAUUCACUUAAGACUAUUCUCAUUGCGAAUCGUGGAGAGAUCGCCGUGAGGAUUAUCAGAACUGCCAAGGCGUUAAAUAUUCGAACAGUCGCAGUAUACACAGAGCCCGAUGCUAUAUCUACCCAUGUCUCCUUAGCCGAUGAAUCGGUGCUGCUUGAAGGACCUCCAACAAAAGCUUAUGUUGACGGAGACCAAAUCAUCAACGUUGCUAAACAGUACAAAGCCAAUGCCAUUAUUCCCGGAUAUGGCUUCCUUUCCGAGAAUACUGACUUUGCUCGGCUGGCCAAAGAGGCGGGGAUCGCCUUUGCUGGGCCUAGUCCUGAGAGCAUUGAAGCUUUUGGCUUGAAACAUCGAGCUCGGGAGCUUGCUAUCGAUGCUGGUGUCCCAAUUGUACCCGGAACUCAGUCCCUUGUUAAAGAUGAGGAAGAGGCGGUUAAUGCCUCCAAGAAGCUUGGCUUUCCGGUUAUGCUGAAAGCUACAGCUGGGGGAGGAGGAAUGGGCUUAUUAACAUGUCAUUCUGAAGAAGAAGUGCGAGAGUCAUUUGCAACAGUGAAAUCGCGAGGCGAAGCCCUGUUUAAGAAUGGCGGCAUGUUCAUUGAACGAUACUAUCCAUCUAGUCAUCAUAUCGAGGUCCAAGUUUUUGGCAAUGGGCUUGGAAAAGCGAUUCAUUUUGGUGAAAGAGAAUGCUCCAUUCAAAGGAGACACCAGAAGGUCGUCGAAGAAUGCCCUAGUCCCUUUGUUACAAAGCAUCCUGAACUACGGCAGAAACUGUGUGACGCUGCUGUUCGCUUGGCAGAAUCAACUAAAUAUGCAUCUGCGGGAACGAUCGAGUACCUGGUGGAUGAUGAUACAGGAGAUUUCUUCUUCCUCGAAAUGAACACCCGUCUGCAGGUGGAACAUGGCAUCACUGAGUUAUGUUACGGCGUCGACUUAGUUGAGCUUAUGUUGAAGCAAGUGAACGCUGAGCUCUCAGGAAAGAAAGGACUAGAUGCAGCCUAUCUGGAAAAAUUGCAGUCGAAGCCACUCCGCGGAGCAGCUAUAGAGGUCCGAGUGUAUGCUGAAAAUCCUGCGAGGAACUUUGCCCCUUCCCCUGGCGUGUUGCAGGAAGUUCAGUGGAAAGAAAUCCCUGGUUCUAGAUUUGAUACUUGGGUUCGCAGGGGAACCAAGGUGACAGCAAAUUACGAUCCCCUUCUCACCAAAGUUAUGUAUCACUCUCCUUCCAGAGAAGAAACCAUCAGGGGGAUGUUCACUAUCCUUUCCGAGUCAAAGAUCUGCGGGCCUCCAACAAAUCUCGAGUUCCUUGCUUCUAUCCUAACAGAUGCAAGGUUUGUCGAGGGUAAUACUUUAACCCAAUUCUUGAAUACCUUCAAAUACAUGCCUGCUGCGAUCGAUGUUGUUGCUGGCGGAGCUUAUACACUCAUUGAAGACUACCCUGGCCGCCCGACUAUCGGACGUGGAUUCUCCCAUUCAGGUCCUAUGGAUCCCUUGGCGUUCCGUAUUGCCAACGCUCUCGUGGGAAACCCGGUUGGUCUCGAAGCUCUAGAAAUUACCCUUAGCGGACCUGAACUGCUCUUCCUGGGCCCUGCAAUCGUUUCUCUUUGUGGAGCGCCGAUGGAAGCUAAAUUAGAUGGAGCUCCUUUCAAAAUGUGGACAAGAGUUAAAAUCAAUGCUGGACAACGCCUCAGCAUUGGUAGAACAACUGGAGGCGGAUGCAGGGCGUAUCUGGCUGUCUAUGGAGGAUUCACUAACGUUGCUAACUGGUUCGGUUCAAAAUCGACGUCGCCUAUGGUGGGCGUUGGUGGUUAUCAAGGUCGUCAGCUCGCAUCCGGAGACCUUCUAUCUAUCACAGAUAAACUUCCGGAAAUACACGGGGAGCUUUCUCUUCCCAUGUCUCUAAUCCCAGAAUACCCAUCCCACUGGGAGCUGCUAGCACUUGCUGGACCUUACGAUGAGGGGUAUAUUCUCACUGACAACAUUAAAGAGUUAUAUCGCACCACGUGGAAAAUUUCUCAUAAUGCUGCAAGAGGGGGCAUUCGACUUCUUGGACCAAAGCCGAAAUGGGCUCGAACUGAUGGUGGCGAGGGCGGCGCUCACCCAAGCAAUGUUAUAGAGUAUGGUUACCCGAUUGGAACCCUAAACUGGACAGGUGAUGACCCAUGUAUAUUCCCUGUUGACUGUCCGGAUUUGGGUGGUUUCGUUUCCAGCAUGACAGUUGCGAAGGCUGAUUACUGGCGAAUGGGUCAAAUGAAAGCUGGGAACACGUUAAAGUUCAGGAGGGUUACUCUAGAUGAUGCACUUGCGUUGCGGCGCCAGGUUGACAGGUUUGUGGAGAGCAUAGCAGAGUGUUGCUCAGGGAAGGCCAAGUUUGAGGAGGUCUCAGCGUUAAAUUACGCCAAUCUCCCUGAGUCAAAAGAUUUUGGGUAUGGCACAAAAGCUGUUAUUCAUCGAAUUGAAGAAAAUGGAAGGAAGCAGCCUUUGGUAUCUUAUAGACAGGGGGGUGACGACUAUAUUCUCAUCGAUUACGGACAUGGCGCCUUUGACCUCAACCACCGUUGCAGAGUCACCGCCCUCAUCAAAGCACUGAGAGAAGGAAAGGGAGAGAUUACAUUCUCUACAGGAUUGAUUGGGACAGUUGGCUGCGGCAAUUCUCUUUCUCUAUAUUAUGAUGGCUUGAAAAUCCCUCAAAAGAAGUUGAUUAAGUAUUUAUGUCAGCUCGAGGUACAGCUCGGGGAUCUAAGCCAGGUUAAGAUGCCCAGCCGUCUCUUCAAACUCCCCCUUACCUUCGAGAGCAAGAGACAAACCGCCGCUCUACAACGCUACAUGGAAACCCAACGGCCAUACGCGUCAUACCUUCCUGACAAUAUGGACUUCGUCGCGAAAAACAACGCUUUUACGCGCCAAGAGUUCGAGAAUAUUUACCUUACUGCCAGCUUCAUGGUUGUCGCGGUAGGAUUCUUUACUGCUCUGCCAUUGUCACUCCCGGUGGACCCCCGCCAUCGUAUGAACUGUCCAAAGAUGAAUCCAAGCCGGGUUUUCACACCUGAAGGACAGGUGUCAUGGGGAGGCUCUUGCAUGGCCCUUUAUAACGUUGAAUCGCCAGGAGGCUACCAACUGACCGGCAUGUCCAUCCCUGGAGUUGACAUCCUAGGUUCCAAAGCUGGCUACUCUCCAGAAAAACCAUGGCUCUUUGAAGAUUUUGAUCAAAUCACAUUUUACAAAGUGUCGGAAGAAGAGUACGAAAAAGAUAUGGCUUUAUUCCACAGCGGCAGGUACCAAUACAAAUGGGAGAAUGUCGAAUUCGAUAUGGCAGAGCAUAAUCGAUUGCUGGAGAGCACCAAGGACGAAGUAGCUAUGAUUCGUGCCCGACAAAAGCAAGCACAGGCUGAAAUGACUAAACUUGAAAAUGAACUGUUGGAGCGCUGGGCAGCGGAGAAGGAGGCGAAUGAAAUCCCGAUGGAUGCCGUGGAGGCUUUGUUGCAGGAUCCCGAUAUUUCUACAAUUGAAGCACCCCUCAGCGCCAAUGUGUGGAAAAUUGAAGUUCAAGAGGGAGACAAAGUGACUGCAGGACAAGUUGUGACAAUUCUGGAAGCUAUGAAGCUAGAGAUCGCUGUGCGUGCUGAUGCCAGCGCUGUUGGAGGGACGAUUGAAAAGAUCCUGAUCAAACCAAAUGACACAGUUGAAGCAGGCAAGACGCUGUUCUUGGUGCGGAGCGGGCCGAAGAAAGCUUAG